UGGCGCCGGCGGGGCGGGCGGCUCGGCGGGCCGCGGGCGACCCCGUGUGGCCGUCAGGGGGACUGUCCGAAGAGGACAGAGGAUUGAGUGCACACCCUCAGAGGUGUGCUGAGUGCAGAGAGACACUGUGGGCGUCUGUGGGUGACACGGGAGAUGGUGUGUGCCACCAGGAGACUGUGUGGGUGUGUACUACUGUGAGAUUGUGCGUGACGCCAGAGAUCGUGCGUGGCUGUGUGACCCUGUGAAUUGUGUGGCAAGCAGAGUGUGAUUGUGUGAAGUCGUGUGUUACCCCUAGAGCUUGUAACUGUGUAUGUGACAUGAGAAAGAUGACAUGUAGGUGACUGUGUGUGAUGCCGUGUGCCUGAGACACUAUUUGGGAGACCGUGACAUCGAGAGACCAUGUGUGAGAGGGAGAGAUUGUGUGUGACAGUGUGCAACAUGGUGAAGACAUGAGUGCCACGUGUGUCACAUGGGCAGAUGAUGUGUGAGACCGAAUGCGUGUGAUCCACCCAGAUGAUGUGAGAAGGUAGUGUGAGAGGCUCAGGGGGACUGGGUGUGACAGAGAGACCAUGUGAGUAUAAGUCAGUAUGUGUCAGCCACACUGAUGAACUGUGAGGUCAUGUGGGAGAUGGACAGACUGGCACCGGAUGGUGACAGUGCAUGAGAGUGUGUAACUGUGCGGGGCACUCGGAGAUGAGAGUACGAGAGAGACCUUGCGUGUGUAAAAGCGGGAGGCUGCUGUGUUAGGGCAACAGCUGUGCGUGAUAUGGACUGCGUGGGGCUCAGCCAGAGAUUCUGCACACAACAGUUGGUGGAGGGGACGAACUCUGUGUGACUGUACGUCCGGGAAUGUGUAAGAUUGUGUGUGACAUUUAGAGGUGGUGCAAGAAUGGGUGUGACUGUGGGAGUCGCUGGAUAUAUGACUGUUACUGUGUAAUACCCUGAGAUAGUAUGUUUGACUGUGGUUGUGCGAGAUAUCAUUGGUGAUGUGUCACACUGAGAGAUUGCGAGAGACUGUGUGGCAUUUAGAGAGACCACGUGACUGUGGCACCGUGGGAGAUUGUGUAUUGAGCACGGGUUGUUUGUGAGACUCUGGCAACACUUGUGUGACACAGCGAGAGAUAAUACAUCUCUGUGCGAGGGACUGCGAGUCCCUGGGCAACAACAGGUAGGAGGCUCCAGUCCUGGCCCCAACGGCUAAUCCCUCUGCCCGAUCCCAGCCGAUCUGUCCACCUAGGAAUGAACGAAUGAGUCCCACGCCACCGCCACGCUCACCUGGGGACCGAGACUUGCCCCUAGCACACCUCCUCAGGCUCCGCUCCCGCCCGGCUUUUAACCCGUUCCCUGCCGCAGCCAUGUCCAACAACAUGGCCAAGAUCGCCGAGGCCCGCAAGACGGUGGAACAGCUAAAGCUGGAAGUGAACAUCGAUCGCAUGAAGGUGGCGCAGGCGGCCGCGGAGCUCCUGGCCUUCUGCGAGACGCACGCCAAAGAUGACCCGCUGGUGACGCCGGUACCGGCCGCAGAGAACCCCUUCCGCGACAAGCGCCUCUUCUGCGUCCUGCUCUGAGCCUUCCUGACAGCCUACCCUCCCCUGCCAAAGUAUGAAUCCAAUAAACGUGCUGAUUGUGGCGGCACCUGCAUUUUCGGGGAAACUGAGGCACGCGCGGAGCUGGGGUCCACCGCGUCUCU
This is a messenger RNA of Pteropus alecto (black flying fox), 1690 nucleotides long. RefSeq names its product G protein subunit gamma 8 (gene GNG8). NCBI's taxonomy places the organism in Eukaryota, Metazoa, Chordata, Mammalia, Chiroptera, Pteropodidae. Bases 1248 to 1568 code for a protein of 106 amino acids. Gene Ontology annotation, cellular component: heterotrimeric G-protein complex. Gene Ontology annotation, molecular function: G-protein beta-subunit binding. The record is from RefSeq and is a predicted model, not a curated record. Gene Ontology annotation, biological process: G protein-coupled receptor signaling pathway. The transcript is spliced from 4 exons.